UGGCCAAUGGAGAGUGCCCCGAGGAGGAGGGGGCUCUGAUUCCACAAGUGCUGGGCCAGCCGCUGUCAGGCGCGGGCAGCAGCAAGAUGACGGGCGCGCAGAGCAGACCCGCAGCUCCACGAACGCGGCUUCGUCCGGCCUGAGCGAGGGCUGGGGAUUCCGAAGCCUCUGCAGCCCGGACGCUCGGGAAGCCUGGAUCCCUCCCGCUGAGCGUGCGGUCCCCGCUGGCUCGCUGCCCGCCUCGCCCUCCAGCGCCCUCUAGCGCCCACAGCGCCCCUCCGGCUCUUGCGGACGCAGCGCGCGCCAUGAGGUCCACCGGCUCCCCCGUGGUCAAGGCCCUCCGCGGCCCCGUCUCCGACUACGCCAAUUAUGACACCAUCAUCCGGCAUUACAACUACACGGGAAAGCUGAAACCGGGCCUGGGCACGGAGGAGGUCGGCCUCAAAGUGACCUCGGUGGUGUUCAUUCUCAUCUGCUGCUUCAUCAUCGUGGAGAACAUCUUCGUCUUGCUGACCAUCUGGAAAACCAAGAAAUUCCACCGGCCCAUGUACUAUUUCAUUGGCAACCUGGCCCUCUCAGACCUGCUGGCGGGCGUGGCCUACGCGAUCAACCUGCUCUUCUCCGGGGCCAACACCUACAAGCUCACGCCCGUGCAGUGGUUCCUGCGCGAAGGGAGCAUGUUCGUGGCGCUGUCGGCCUCCGUGUUCAGCCUGCUGGCCAUCGCCAUCGAGCGCUACAUCACCAUGCUGAAGAUGAAGCUGCACAACGAGAGCAACAGCUGCCGCUCCUUCCUGCUCAUCAGCGCCUGCUGGGUCAUCUCGCUGGUGCUCGGCGGCCUGCCGCUCAUGGGCUGGAACUGCGUGGGCGCGCUGCCCGGCUGCUCCACCGUGCUGCCGCUCUACCACAAGCACUAUAUCCUCUUCUGCACCACGGUCUUCACCGUGCUCCUGCUCUCCAUCGUCAUCCUCUACUGCAGGAUCUACUCCCUGGUCAGGACUCGCAGCCGCCGGCUCACCUUCCGCAAGAACGCGUCCAAGACCAGCCGCAGCUCGGAGAAGUCGCUGGCGCUGCUCAAGACGGUGAUCAUCGUGCUGAGCGCCUUCAUCGCCUGCUGGGCGCCGCUCUUCAUCCUGCUCCUGCUGGACGUGGGCUGCAAGGUGAGCACCUGCGACAUCCUCUUCAAGGCAGAGUACUUCCUGGUGCUGGCCGUGCUCAACUCGGGCACCAACCCCAUCAUUUACACCCUGACCAACAAGGAGAUGCGCCGGGCCUUCAUCCGCAUCCUGUCCUGCUGCAAGUGCCCCCGCGGAGACGCCGCGGGCAAGUUCAAGCGCCCCAUCAUCGCGGGCGUGGAGUUCAGCCGCAGCAAGUCGGACAACUCAUCCCACCCCCAGAAGGACGAUGGGGACAACCCAGAAACCAUAAUGUCCUCCGGGAACGUCAACUCUUCCUCCUAAAGCUGGAAGCUGCCGACCCCUGGGGAGUGUUUGUGCACGAUCGCCCACCGCCCAGUGUUUGGAAAACGUCGCUGUGCCUCAGAGCUGCCAGGGGAGAGGGAGGCGCGCCCGCGGCGGGCGGGGGCCCGGGGGCAGUCAGCCCUGUGAACAAUGCGCUGGGGAAGGGCGGAGCGCGGGUCUGAGCCUGGAGCCUGUUUCCUUCCCCCAGAGCCUUGAUUUUGCGCCGAGCCAAAGGUCUAGCAUUGUCAAGCUCCUCAAGGGCUCCCUGGGCCCUCCUCCAAGACCAAGGGCCCCCUGAGAAAGUGUCCCCGUCUGGAGGGGCGUGGCCCGGCCGCGGCUCCGUGGCCCGUGGCUGACGGGCGGAGCGCGCGCACGAGGCAGACUGGCAGGGGAGAUGGCUGGACGCGUCUGGCAGUUGCAUUUGCUGAGGCCAAAGUUUCCACGAGACCUGGAUCCAGUUUUUGGAAUUUGGUUGUAGUCACUUUGAUUUUCUUCCUUUUUUUUUUUUUUUUUUCUUUUUGACCUCUUUGCAAUGGAAUGCGUUACAGCAUCCUGCCAUUGUGGCUGACAUCUGCGGAGGGAAGCCCGGCUUGUCUCAGCGGCCUCAGCCAGGACCUUCAGCAAAGGCACAAGGCACAGAGAAAGGGGACUGGGGGUGGGCUUCGUGAGCCAAGAAGGGUUUCCUAACGAAUUCGUCUAACGCAAACAACACCUGUCUUUGGCACUUUUGUGGAUGUUUGUUUCAGAGCGUUGUGUGAAUCAUUGGGAUGGUUGUAUUUUGUUGUGUUGCAAGUUUUUUUUUUCAUGAUUUUUGAAUGUAUUUGUUUCAGCAUUUUAUUGGAGUUUUCUAACCUGUGUUAACACCAUUGAAUGUGUAUUUUUAAAGAAAGUAUCACCCUCUUUGUGCCCUUAAAGCAUUACUUUAACUGAUAGGGAACACCUGGAGUUUUUCAGUUGAUGAAAUAGUUCAUGGAACUUGAGUGUAAAUGUUACAAAGAAUAAAAAUACAUUGCUGUGUCUAGUAUGGUUUUCAGUGCAAUUAAACCAAGAAAUGUCUUUUUUUAAAAAAAAAAACCAGUAUUUAAUAGGUUUCUGACUUCUGUGGAUCAUUUUGCACAUAGCUUUAUCAACUUUUA
Molecule: messenger RNA, 2593 nt
Organism: Pteronotus mesoamericanus
Lineage: Eukaryota; Metazoa; Chordata; Mammalia; Chiroptera; Mormoopidae
Gene: S1PR1
Product: sphingosine-1-phosphate receptor 1
Exons: 2
Coding region: 306-1457 (383 amino acids)
Biological process (GO): sphingosine-1-phosphate receptor signaling pathway; angiogenesis; adenylate cyclase-activating G protein-coupled receptor signaling pathway
Cellular component (GO): plasma membrane; cytoplasm
Molecular function (GO): sphingosine-1-phosphate receptor activity
Source: RefSeq, a predicted model, not a curated record